Acanthoscelides obtectus is the source of this 874-nucleotide messenger RNA. The record is from the annotation of a GenBank genome assembly. NCBI's taxonomy places the organism in Eukaryota, Metazoa, Arthropoda, Insecta, Coleoptera, Chrysomelidae.
CUAACCUACGACCAAAUGAAAAGCCUUCUUGUGAAUUAUUUAUAAUCAACAUAAACUUUUCCAGCUGAUUAAAAACAUUGGAAUGAAUGCUGAUAUGGAGACAGAUAGUAAAGAAAAUGAUAAAGAAGCAUAUUAUUCUUUAAAAGACUGUUUUCAUGAUAUUAUCAAAGGCAAAAGUUUAGAACUGGAUCUAAAAACUUUGGAAUACUUUUUAAGAAAUAACUUGGAGGUAUAUUAUUAUGAUGGUAUGAAUCCAAUGCUGAGAUCAAUCCUACCUUAUAUGUUGGUUGUUUUCAUGAAGUCAUGGCCUGGCUGGCAAAAGCUAAGUCGACUUAUCAAGAGGGAAAUUAGCUUUGAUGAUUGGUUUAGUAAAUUUGAAAGAUAUUUAAUAUACAAAAUCAAUUACACUGUAAAAACUGAAUUUGAUAAAGCUAUGUUGUUAAUAAAAAAUCUCCAGCCUAUAGAUGAUAGCAUAUUGUUCAAAAUUGAUAAUGCUACACAAACUGGAAAUGAAAAUACUAAGGAUGUUUCUCCAACAUUAAUACAAGUUGAAGGACCUGCAAAACUCCUGAACUCUAUAUUGUUUUGUGAGACAGGUGAAGGAGUGGUCUAAUCUGCAAUGGCAGGAGGUGGAGCAAUUACUAGAUGAACUUCUGUCAGAUAUUUCUCUUAUAAAUGUCAAUAACAGUAUAGCUACAAAUACCUCGGUUGUGUUCAACCUCAGCAUUAACGAAUAUGCCAGAAAUAGGAGUUUUAGAGGAAGGUAGGUACUCCAGAGUAUGCUCUCUUUCAAGAACCAGUAGUACAAGAAAUAUACUACUUAGGCCCAAGUGAGACUCAUGGUUUGUUCGUACAGUAGUCGGUAACUUGUCGG